UCGUGGCAGAAACUGGCACGGGAGAGUGUAAAUGCGGAACAUCAGUUGUAAGCCCGAGAAAGACGAGGAGUUUACAGCCACACAGCAGCGACGGACAGAUAGCUAGAUAUGUCGUGCACAGCACGAGUGCCUCCCAGAUAGUACCUUCAUGCCCGCGGCGAGCGAGCGAUCGGUCGGACAUCUUCGUCUGUUGCAAUUUGAUUUCAACGAGUUCAGCUCAGAAUUUCCUGCAGUGUCAUGGUUUUUAGCAGGUUCCUCAGGUGAAGGAAGGGACGUGAAAGUCUAGUCGAGGAGAGAGUCAGGUAGGGGGCAAAAUUGUUUGGUAGACCGCAUCAUCAUCACCUGCGGGUGCAAUUCAGUUGCGGUUUGGGAGCAAUGAGCAAUUACUGUCUGCUGUCGUCGAGAUCCAGUGAGGUUUUUGCUCUUGGAGUCGGUCCUUCUGCUGUUUGUGGUGUCACAGGGGAGUAUACGAGAAGCGUACCGAGCAGAGUAGUGGUGGGUUGUAGCGCCGAAGACAGGUGGAAAGCCAGACCACAUGGCGGGGCUGUAAACAGAAGAGAAGCAAUCACACAAUUGGGUGCUGGCGCUUUGGCGGUCACAUUUCUUGAUCGCAGUGCCGGGCGCUCCGCAGCAGUCCAGCAAAAUCAACUGCCUGGACGAAUUCCUGGCUUGUCUGAUGCCGAUGAGAAGGGGGUUCGGACUUAUCGAAGACCUGAUGGUAAGUCAGGCGGACAUGGAGUGGGUUGGAGUCCGAUUAUUCCGUAUACUUUCAAAGUUCCCACAGACUGGCAGGAGAUUCCUGUCUCAAUAGCGGAUCUGGGUGGUACUGAGAUAGAUCUGCGCUUUCAAAGCCCCUCAGAGGGUAAUAUUAGCGUCAUUGUUGCACCAGUGCUUCGAUUCUCAAGCGAGCUUGGAGACAAUGUGAAGAUAGAGGACAUCGGUGAGCCGCAGAAGGUAAUUGAUGCUUUCGGACCGGAGAUCACUGGGCAGAACGUGGAAGGGAAGGUGAGAAACAUGGAUGUAAAGAAGUACGGAGGACGUACUUAUUAUCAGUACGAACUCGAUGUGCCCCACAUGCUGGUCACUGCGACUGCUGCCGGAAAUCGACUGUACUUAUUGAGCGUCACUGCAAAUGGUCGCCAGUGGAAGAAAUUUGCACCAGAUUUGAGAGAUAUCCAAGACUCAUUCCGCGUGGAGGCAUGAGAACCUGCUUGUGUGCCGAGGAUGCCCAUACCUGUCGGUGGGGACUGGCCUUAUGCAUCCUUGGUCACUGUCUAUAUCAUCAGCAUCGUCGGGUCCAAUCAAUUUAUGUGACGCUAGAAACUUGGCUAGACGCAGUCGCAUGCAGCUUUUUGUACUAAAAUUGUUAUCCUUCUCAAAUCAGUGUCAGCUCGUAGAGUGUAUCAAUAUGAUCAUUUUUGCUUUGGCUCGAAGUAUGUGAUGCUUUUCCGGGUUCCGGAUUCGUUAGAAGAGUCAGUUACCCGAGUCAACGACUUGCAGGCUUUUACAACACACUUUUGAGAAGCCUUAGAGCUGUGGAAUUAGACAGAGCGAAGAAACAAUACAAGUAUGUAAAUGAACCAACUCUUGUGUAUUCAAGUCGGGAGGAGUUCAAUUGAGCUUUCAUUGUGGGUAACAAAUUCAAUACCAUUGGUUUCAAAUGCGUUU
This is a messenger RNA of Marchantia polymorpha subsp. ruderalis, 1668 nucleotides long. The record is from the annotation of a GenBank genome assembly. NCBI's taxonomy places the organism in Eukaryota, Viridiplantae, Streptophyta, Marchantiopsida, Marchantiales, Marchantiaceae.